Molecule: messenger RNA, 1260 nt
Organism: Elephantulus edwardii (Cape elephant shrew)
Lineage: Eukaryota; Metazoa; Chordata; Mammalia; Macroscelidea; Macroscelididae
Product: zinc finger protein 64 homolog, isoforms 3 and 4-like
Exons: 6
Coding region: 1-1260 (419 amino acids)
Biological process (GO): regulation of gene expression
Cellular component (GO): nucleus
Source: RefSeq, a predicted model, not a curated record
AUGUCGAGGCGCAAGCAGGCCAAGCCCCAGCACCUCAACUCCGAGGAGCCGCACCCCAAGCGCGGGGCGCUGGCGGGGGAGCCGGGUGACAGCCUCGAGAACGAGGCUCCAAAGCCGGCCUGUCCUGCCGCAGAAAGCAGUGAUGCCCAGCAGACGCCUGUCACCUCUGUCCCCUCAGAGGCAAAGGAGCAAACGGCCACUCUCGGCGAGAGGACGUUCAACUGCUGCUAUCCAGGCUGUCACUUCAAAACUGUUCACGGCAUGAAAGACUUGGACCGCCACCUCAGAAUCCACACCGGGGACAAGCCACACAAGUGUGAGUUCUGCAACAAGUGCUUCAGCCGGAAGGACAACCUGGCCAUGCACAUGCGAUGCCACACCAGCGUGAAGCCCCACAAGUGUCACCUCUGUGACUAUGCUGCUGUGGACAGCAGCAGCCUCAAGAAGCACUUGCGGAUCCAUUCAGACGAGCGGCCGUACAAGUGCCAGCUCUGUCCCUACGCCAGCCGUAACUCCAGCCAGCUCACCGUCCACCUCCGCUCCCACACGGGGGACACCCCCUUCCAGUGCUGGCUCUGUAGCGCCAAGUUCAAAAUCAGCUCGGACUUGAAAAGGCACAUGAUCGUACACUCGGGGGAGAAGCCCUUCAAGUGCGAGUUUUGCGACGUCCGCUGCACCAUGAAGGCCAACCUCAAGUCGCACAUCCGCAUCAAGCACACCUUCAAGUGUCUGCACUGCGCCUUCCAGGGCCGGGACCGCGCUGACCUGCUGGAGCACAGCCGGGCGCACCAGGCCGACCACGCCGAGAAAUGCCCCGAAUGCAGCUACUCCUGCGCCAGCGCCGCCGCCCUGCGCGUCCACAGCCGGGUGCACAGCAAGGACCGGCCCUUCAAGUGCCACUUCUGCAGCUUCGACACCAAGCGGCCCAGCAGCCUGGCCAAGCACUUGGACAAGGUGCACCGGGACGAGGCGCGCACGGAGAACUGUGCCCCAGCCAGCCACACUGGGCCGGGGGAUGCCAGCGCCACCCACGUGGCCAAGAUAGUGACUCAGAGGGCCUUCCGCUGUGACACGUGUGGCGCCGCCUUCGUCAGGGGCGACUCUCUGAGGUGCCACAAGAAGCAGCACAGUGACCAGAUUGAGAGUAAGAACUUGGACUUGGUCACCUUCCCACCCGAGAGCAGCGUCCCUGGCCAGCCUGGCACCCUAGUCUCCACUGGGCAGCUUGAGAUGCCCCCGGAGUCCAACCACAGCCUCUAG